This is a messenger RNA of Siniperca chuatsi (mandarin fish), 7608 nucleotides long. RefSeq names its product forkhead box P1b (gene foxp1b). Gene Ontology annotation, biological process: regulation of transcription by RNA polymerase II. NCBI's taxonomy places the organism in Eukaryota, Metazoa, Chordata, Actinopteri, Centrarchiformes, Sinipercidae. Gene Ontology annotation, molecular function: RNA polymerase II cis-regulatory region sequence-specific DNA binding; DNA-binding transcription repressor activity, RNA polymerase II-specific. The transcript has 21 exons. The coding region runs from base 793 to 2904 and encodes 703 amino acids. Gene Ontology annotation, cellular component: nucleus. The record is from RefSeq and is a predicted model, not a curated record.
UCCUGUCACACUUUCAGCUAAAACUAAUGCAUAUCAUUACAUUUCCCCAUAGAAAGGACCUACUAAGUGCUACUAAGUGCUACUGAAUUGUACUUGUGACUAUGAUGUUUCUAUGAAGGAUCUGCGAAGCAAUGAACGUUAUUUACCCCAGCAGGUGGAUAUGACGUCACGGACUUGGAACAUCAAAACAACAACAUCCAAAUCCGCGAUUCUUCCUUUUUUUCUCCUUCUUUUCUCGGCGUGUUAAAAUCUAAUAACAACAUUAAGAAAGGAGCUCGUGCCUUUCCCUACGAGGCGGACUGGAAGGGAGCGAGUGUGAAACUCCACAUUUCGCUUUUUUUUCGACGCCCUCGUGUCCUCUGUGAACCCCCCCGUGGUCCUGCCCUCAAGUCUGUGAGCUGAAUUCUGAUUGGAGGAAUGGAGUGCCAAUCUGUCCUGCACCAGUGAUCAGGUCAGGAGACUCCAUUGGUGACAUCCUGUGGAGCCAGAGAUCAAAGGCGAGGAGGCUGUUUUACCACCGCUGGAACUGCCGAUUGCUUUAAAUAAGCAAGUCCUUGUAGGAGGAGUGUGUGCACAUUCAACAGUCAAGACAGUCAGAGAGGAGGUGUUUUUUUGUGAUAUGGAAGUCUCCCUAAGCCUUCGGCUGCGGCUCCAUUCUCAGAAUCAGGCGUGAAGUGAUUAGUAUUUUAUUGAUGAGCUCCUGAAGUGGCAAGUGUGGGAAAUUGGAUCUUUGAUCUCCUGGAGUUCGGGAAAUAUAUCCUGAGUGUGUGGAGCUCUCCAGGUUUUUAAGUCAUGAUGCAAGAAUCUGGGACUGAGGCGUCGAGCAACGGACCAGCCAAUCAGAAUGGAGGAGCGAGCGUGGAGGGUGGGUCCAGGGAGGGACGACCCAAGAGCACCACGCCGUCAAUGGAGGUGACUGCAGCUGACCUCCUGCAUCUCCAGCAGCACCAGGCUCUCCAAGUGGCUCGGCAGAUACUCCUCCAGCAGCAACAUCAACAGCAGCAGCAACAGCAACAGCAGCCCCAGUCACAGCAACUGCAGUCUCAACACAACAGUGGCCGCAAAUCCCCCAAAGCCAACGACAAGCAGCAAAGCCUACAGGUUCCAGUGUCAGUGGCUAUGAUGACACCUCAAGUGAUAACUCCACAGCAGAUGCAGCAGAUCCUUCAGCAGCAAGUCCUGAGCCCUCAGCAGCUCCAGGUUCUUCUCCAGCAGCAACAGGCCCUCAUGUUACAGCAGCAGCAACUCCAAGAGUUCUACAAGAAGCAGCAGGAACAGCUCCACCUCCAGCUUUUACAGCAGCAGCAGCAACAGCAGCAGCAUGCGGGCAGCAAGCAGAGUAAAGAGCAGCAGGUGUCUGCACAGCAGUUGGCCUUCCAGCAGCAACUCCUGCAGGUUCAGCAGGUCCAGCAGCAGCAUCUGCUCAACCUUCAGAGGCAAGGGCUGCUCACAAUCCAGCCUGGACAGACCGGCCUGCCACUGCACUCCCUCACUCAGGGCAUGAUUCCAGCAGAGCUGCAGCAACUGUGGAAGGAGGUGACAAAUGCUCACGUGAAGGAGGAGCACAACAGCAGCAGCAACAACGGCCACCGGGGCCUUGACCUGUCAUCCCCGGCACCGCCAAAGAACCCACUCCUCAACCAGCAUGCCUCCACCAACGGACAAUACAUGAGUCACAAGAGAGAAGGAUCCACGCUAGAAGAGCCUUCCCACCACAGUCACCCUCUCUAUGGUCACGGGGUUUGCAAGUGGCCUGGAUGUGAGGCAGUGUUUGAUGAUUUCCAGUCAUUCCUCAAGCAUCUUAACAAUGAGCAUGCCCUGGAUGACAGGAGCACGGCCCAGUGUCGGGUGCAAAUGCAGGUCGUACAACAGCUGGAGCUGCAGCUAGCAAAAGACAAAGAGCGUCUGCAAGCUAUGAUGACACACCUUCAUGUCAAGUCCACGGAGCCCAAAGCCACCCCACAGCCGCUCAACCUGGUGUCCAACGUCACAUUGUCCAAAUCGGCCCCUGAGGCCUCUCCCCCUCUGAGCCUGCCGCAGACCCCCACCACACCCACAGCACCCCUCACACCCCUGUCCCAGACCCACUCCGUCAUCACAGCCAACAGCCUCCACAGCGUGGGCCCCAUGCGACGGCGCUACUCAGAAAAGUACAACAUGCCCAUCUCUCCAGAUCUCAGUCAGAACAAAGAGUUUUACAUGAAUGCAGAUGUUAGGCCGCCGUUCACGUAUGCCUCACUAAUAAGACAGGCAAUCCUCGAAUCUCCAGAAAAGCAGCUAACACUAAACGAAAUCUACAACUGGUUCACACGAAUGUUUGCAUAUUUUAGGCGCAACGCAGCGACGUGGAAGGGUGCCAUUCGCACCAACCUUUCCCUGCAUAAGUGCUUUGUGAGAGUAGAGGAUGAGUUUGGGUCCUUUUGGACUGUUGAUGAUGAGGAGUUUAAGCGUGGCCGCCACAUACAGCGAGGUCGCCCUCGGAAACACGCCGCUGAUGAGAACUUUGACGAGCUGCUCGUACAAAGUCCUGCCUUAGUGAAGAACAUUCAGACCAGCUUGGGCUAUGGUCCGACCCUCUCUGCUGCCUUCCAGGCUUCAAUGGCAGAAAACAACAUACCUCUAUACACUACUGCUUCCAUUGGAAGUCCCACCCUCAACUCCCUGGCCAACGCCAUCCGUGAGGAGAUGAAUGGAGCGAUGGACCAUGGAAACAGCAACGGCAGUGACAGCAGCCCGGGACGCUCGCCCCUGCCAGCUAUGCAUCACAUCAGCGUUAAGGAGGAACCACUGGACCCCGAAGACCACGAAGGGCCCCUCUCCCUGGUAACGACUGCCAAUCACAGUCCGGAUUUCGAUCACCACAGAGAUUACGAUGACGACCAGGGCCACGACGACAUGCUGUAAGGCUAGCGCCGCCCCUCCCCAGCCUCAGAGGCAGAGGCAGUCUGGGUCAUCUGGGAGACAGAAACGCUCCGCAGAUAACAAACACUGAACUGCAGUCUCAGCCACUGAUGACAGUUCUCAAAUGUCUCCAAGUUAACUUUUUAGUGCCAUUACAAUACAUAGCAAGAACACACACAAAAAACACAGAAUACGCCCCACAUGAGGGAUUUUUUUUCUGAUUCCUUUCUACUUUUGAUUCAAGUAAAGCUUAAAAAGUGAAAACAAACUUCAUUUCUACUUAUGUGUCGGAUGGACUUGUUCGGUACGGGGCCGACGUGUUCGUGGUCAGAGACCCUCGUCGUGCAGCCAGGACGGACUGCGCUCGGCAGACUGAAAGAGGGGUUGUGUCUCUCCCCGCCCACCCCCUCCACUCCCUCUCCCUCCCUCUCUCAGACACACACAUCUGACCACAAACUCACAAGAGAGAGGGAAUGACUGACGUUUAAUUUACAUCGUGUGUGUGUGUGUGAGGGAGAGCGAGUGCGGACUGUUCAUUGUCACUGCCUUCAACACUUCUCAUUGGUUUGAUUCCAUCUAUGGUGGGAGGGAUGUUGUUUUUAUUUGGGUGUAUUUUUUGUUGGGGGGUGAGAGGUUAUAGAAUAUCAGCAUAAUGUGUCUUUUCCAUUCAAUGCUGUUAUUGAUGUUGCAUCUUUGUUUUUGGUUUGUUUUUUCUUCAAACUGAUCAGACCUCAUGCCCAUGCUGUGGAGAUUCUGUGUGGUCAGCACUCGAUGAUGAAUGUUUAUGAUUUCCUUUCAUGUUGUUCUUUUAAACACACACAUGAAGCAGAAUGUCAGAUACCAAGUAGUAUUUUUCUGUCAUUUAUUCCACAAUCUUCAAAAAAAAGUCACCACUCUGACGUGUAGUCCCCCUCCCCCUUCUCCCCCUCCUCCUCUUGCUCAUGAAGUCCAUUGGCAAUGCACUACUCAUAAUGAAGGCUCUCUCCACGCAUCAAUGAAGUUUAAUUUAAGAUGCGAAUGAAUGACAGAGAAAUCAUGCAGGUUAUGAUUUAUCCUUAUGAAAUUAUACUUUAAAACAGCCCCUCACGGCAGAGCAUGUUGAGCUGCAACAGAAUUUCUGAUCACUUACAAGGGUUUUAUAAAGCAAAAUGAAAAUGUCAGGUGUGCACCGGCGAGAUAAUGAUUUAGACCAACUAAUUGUGAUUCCUGAACACAACUGUCAUUGUUAAUCAAACGUGUCUGCCUUUCCACACUGUAAUUUCAAUCAGUGCUUGAAGAUAAACGUGCAUUCCCUGUAGCUUUAUUUGUAUCACGCGCAUGACUAGUUUUAAGUUUUAGUGAGUGUUAAUAAUUGCACACCGGAUGAAAUGCUCGUUUUCUUUCAUCGAGGGGAAAAAAAUCCCAAGACUUGCAAUAAGACCUAAACAUUGCACAUUCCAGCAUUUAACAGCCAUCGUAAAGGGCCCAAACCUAACAGUACAUGCCAUUUAGGGAAUGUGGAUACCUCAACGUUCAGUGUCACCCAAAAAGCCAAUAGUUGUAGUCCACAACAUUGAACCAAGUGGAAUCCACAUGUGGUUUUGUGAUGCAGCAACAAAAAUUCCAGUUUCCGUAGGGAGUUAAAUUUUAAAGGAACCAUGAAUUUCAAGACUGCAAUCAACCACUUAUAAUUUUGUAUUUAUUUUUAGUAUUAUUAUUAUUUUAUGUUUUAUUUGGCUUUUUUUUUUUUUUUUUUUUUUUUUUUUAUAGUUGUUGAUGUGUUUUAAUAUCUUGUUCUGUGACUACCAAAGAUAAACUACAAAGUCAAUGUUGUGUGUUCCAUGCAGAUAGCAGAUAAGGCCAAAUAUCUCUCCUCCAUUCUCUUCCACCGGACGAUCUCAGCAGCUGUGAUCGAGCCGGUGGCAGAUCGAAUCGAGGAAAAUGCUCCUCAAGCUGGUGUUUUCAUUAAUUCUUAUAAAAAACCAAAGGAGUGUCUUGAACAGGACAGCUGCAGUAAUGUUUGCAGUGACCAAAACUGAAUGGGAGGUGCUGAGAGUCUGACUACAUGAUGACCAAAUUAGGGAAACUUUUUGUCUUUGGGCCAGUGAGUGGAAAAGGGAGCUUUUUGGUCAGGAGCAGAUUUGUGUGCAACAUAAAGGGUAUGUAGAUAAAGUCGUUGAGGAAAAAAAGUAUACUGGUAAAUGGGAAAAGCUUUGCAGAGAACAAUGUGAAACGGAUUCAAUACUUCAACUGGACCACACAAUGAUUCAGUGUUUCUCUUCUUUUAUUCCUUAUUCAUUUGUAUCCUUUGAAAUGACUGUAUGCCACUUUUUAGGGGUUUUAGCGUCUUUGUUAAGAUUGGCAAGACCUUAUGAUUGUGUUUAGUUUCUGUCAACUUAUUACUUUUUAUAUUAAAAAACACUCCUGUCAACUACUAAGCUGGGUACAAGGUACUUUAUGGCAGUUAUUGUUAUUAUUAUUAUUAUUAUAUUUUUUAAGUUCACCGCUCAUUAACUAAAAAGAAAAAGGGCAAUCUGUGGUUUCCAGAAGAUGUAUUUAAUAUCCAGGCAGCUGUGGGAUGGGUCAGUUAUAGCCGGGCUAGGAUCGUGAGAACAGGGCAGAGCUCGUCCACUAACCCCCAGUCAUCUGGCUGGUUUGUUUGGUUCAAAAAGGAGGAAAAGCGCUGGUAGAUUAGAACAUUCUCAGCAUGUGUAGCUUGACAUUACUAAAGAUAACAGCAUGAGAAAACCGUUCGUACGCAUACCUCAGUUUAAACCUAUAGGGAAUGAUUCAAUUAAAUGAGAAAAAAUAAAUAAACAAACAUUUCACUCAGUUAUGGUAAAUGGACUGUACUUGUAUAGCGCCUUUCUAGUUUUCAUACCACUCAAAGCGCUUUACACACUACAUAUCACAUUCACACACUGAUGGCAUGCUAACUGCUCAUCAAAGUAACUAAUCAUUCUCACACACACACACACACACACACACACACACACACACACACACACACACACACUGAAGGCACAGCCCUCGGGAGCAAUUUGGGGUUCAGUGUCUUGCCCAAGGACACUUCGACAUGUGGGCUGGUGGAAACCGGGUUCAAACCGCCGACCUUCCGAUUGGUGGACGACCCGCUCUACCACUAAACCACAGCCGCCCUAGUUGUAUGUCUCGCAUGUGUAGUCUGAUACUGUAGAGAGAAAAAUUACAACAAAAAAAAGAGAAAAUAAAAUGAAAUUAGAGCGUGUUUAUCUUAAAGGUUUCAUCCUUUUUUUCUUCUUCUUUGUUUUGCCAAACCAAUCCAAACCUCAGGCCUUUUGUUCAUUGAAAUAUCACCCAGCUGUGUGUGGCACCAUUCAUCCUGUCAAAGUCUGUUCUCUGAUGUACUGAUGGGUUGUUUUAAGGGCGUUCCAAUAUUAGGUUGUACAUACAUGUCCGUAUAGCCUUUGUCUUUUCCUGUCCUUUCCCCUCUCUCUCUCUCUCUCUCUCUCUUUUUUUAAGAUCAAAAAAUACAUUUGUGUUAUGAUGUUUGCUUUAUCGCGACUGCUUUGUAUUAACUAUGAAAUAGCUAUGAGAAAAACUGCUGUAUGUAUUGGAAUAGCAAACUGUGCUGCAAAUGUAUUUUACUUAGUAAUCCUUGCUUUAAAAAAAAGAAAAAAAAAUCACAUCCUCCACGCAGACAUCUGGGUGAGCUGGGCAGGGGCAGGCUGGGGGGGAGAUUAUCCCCGAUUUUGGAUUUUAAACUGUAAUAUAGAAAACAGACUUUUCUCUGUUAUCAUUGACCUAAGCAUUUUGUACAGAUUUUUUUCCCUCUUUGUGUUAAUCUGUUUUUUGAUACUUCCUUUUGAUGGUCCAACCACUGCCUUCUGUGGCUGUAUGUUAAAGAUUACUGCUCUGAGAAAAGGGCAGACAGGUAUAUUUCCUCUACAAGACGGAGAUAUCUUGCAUGACUAAUCCCAGGGUCACAGAGAUGGGGGGGGGGAUAUGGUUUAAGUGGUCAGUAAUAAUAUAAGGGUGUAUCAAUCUAAUGAUAUUUUGUAUGAAAUUAAUAGGAAAAAGAAAAAAAUAUGCAGUGCCAAGAUGUAAAGAAUAUUGUUAAAUGCUGUCUUUUUUUGUUUGAAAAAUUGAUUUCACUCACGCAUCAAAGAUGUGUCCUUCUCAUCCAUGUCAUGUAGGUAAAACACAGUUUGUUUGGCAUGAAGAUAUUUAUAUUUUUAUCUCAAGGGUCAAUGUAAAAUGAGUCGAGCAGUAGGCAGGUCAAAGGUUAGACGCUGCUGGAGACCAACGUCCUGCCAACUGCGGCCGUGUGGCAUCAGAUCGCCCAACAUCACACACUGGCACCCGAGCUAAAACUAUUGUUUCAUCCAUCACCAACCAUCCAGCCCGCUGUCAUUCCGUCCCGCUCUUUCUCCCUCUCUCACACCACACUUUGUUUUUUUUCCUGAUGGAGGGGGAGGGAGGGAGGGAGAGAGAGAGGGGCAGCAGCCCAGGAGCUGUCAUGGUGCUCUCAUCCUGCAGCAGCUUUCUCUUCUCUUUGAAGAUGUACUCUGUAGUUUCUUUUUCCUGUUUUUUUUUUUUUUUUGAUAGAGAAAUAUUAUUGCUCAUCACUUCCAUCAGUCUGUAAUCUCCUCAUCAUUCCUCGUCUGUCUGAUGCAGACCACUCUGUUGUAGUCAGUGGCGAUGACUGACAUGAGCAUUCUAAACAUGCAAUAAAAUGCUGGUUGUUCA